This is a messenger RNA of Ilyonectria robusta, 600 nucleotides long. RefSeq lists its product as uncharacterized. Lineage: Eukaryota; Fungi; Ascomycota; Sordariomycetes; Hypocreales; Nectriaceae. Gene Ontology annotation, molecular function: hydrolase activity, acting on carbon-nitrogen (but not peptide) bonds. Gene Ontology annotation, biological process: carbohydrate metabolic process. Bases 1 to 600 code for a protein of 199 amino acids. The record is from RefSeq and is a predicted model, not a curated record. The transcript has 4 exons.
AUGCCUGAAAUCUACGCCUCUCAUCCCGACUACGGCUUUGCGCGUGACUUCAAGGGUUAUGGUGAAAAAGGACUGGAAGGCUUGAAAUGGCCCAACAAAGCCAAAAUCGCCAUUUUCCCCAUUUACUCAUUCACACCGGGCGGCGAGCGCUCCGUCCUCAGCGGCGACGGCGUCGCAGAGACAAACCUCCCUGAACACCCUGAAGAGGGCCGCCAGAACGAGCGCAACUACGACGCCGAGGCUGAGUACGAAUACGGCUUGCGCAUCGGCUUCUGGCGUCUCUUCAAGGCCGUCGAGCAGCAGCCCGAGGCCGUCACGCGUUGUGUCGAGGAGGGCCACGACAUCGCCUCACACGCUUGUCGCUGGGUUGACCACCACGACUGGUCAAUCGAGAGGGAGAAGGCGUACAUCCGCAAGGGUAUCACCAGCCUCAAGGGCCUGACCGGGCACGCGCCUAGGGACUGGUACUAUGGCCGCCCGUCACCACACAGCCGCAGCUUGAUCCCCCAAGUGUGCCAGACGGGGCCCCAACAGGUGUCGAAUCAACUGGCAGUGCAGCAUUUAACGGCAUGUGGACGGCGCUUCAUACACCUGUCGUGA